This is a messenger RNA of Neocloeon triangulifer, 4505 nucleotides long. Its product is annotated as tonsoku-like protein. The coding region runs from base 333 to 4460 and encodes 1375 amino acids. The transcript has 24 exons. NCBI's taxonomy places the organism in Eukaryota, Metazoa, Arthropoda, Insecta, Ephemeroptera, Baetidae. Gene Ontology annotation, molecular function: protein binding. The record is from RefSeq and is a predicted model, not a curated record.
UUUGAAGUACUAUUUCUAGUGAUUUUGACGAUGCUCAAGUCGUCAAUAUGCGGAAAUUCGGAGGAAAAGCGUGAAACUCGCCACAAGGUUGUAUAGUAACUACGGAGUUGGAGAUCUUUCUGCCCUCUGGUGGCUUAACUUGGAAUUUAUCCCUUGCAUCUGGGGAUAUUGUAAACAAACGAAACAAACAGACAGACAAAAAAAGCCGGUAGAGCAAAAGCAGGUGCAGCGUUCUCUUUUUCAAUAGAAUUUUCCAGAAUCAUCGACAUUUAUUUUCCUGAACGAAGUCGAUGUUGAUAUCUCCUGCAGAGUGAAAUCUUCUUGGAAGCAAAAUGGAACGACAAGAGAAAAGGCUGAGGAAUAAAUUGAGCAAGGCCAUAGGUGACAAGAACUAUGAAGAGAUUUACCAAAUUCGCUGUCGCCUCUCCGAACUGAAGCGAGAAGCCGGAAAUCCUGAUGCGGCCGUCACCGAGCUAAAGGAUUUGAUUGACGACUUGAGGAAUGACAAAAAGCAGAUGAGAGUAGCCCAAGUGCACCGACUUACUGGCGAGACCCUGAUGGACACGACAAAUGCCAGUCUUGCCGAAAAGCACUUCGAACGCUAUUUGGCUGCAGCAAAGGCUGAGGGUGAUGUGGCGGAAGAACAAAGAGCUUACGCCUCCCUUGGACGCUUCCACUUUUGCAUGGCACAGGAUUGCAAAACUGACGCGGAGAGGGAUCGCAUUCUGAAGAAGUCGCACAAGAGCAAUCUGAAAAGUUUGAGCCUGGCUAACGAGCUGGACGCAGAAGGCACCGUGUCAAAACGGGAAAUCGCACAGAUGAAAUCGAGAAUCUUCAUGAACAUUGCCCUUGCGUACGAGAUGAGUGGAAAGAUAGACGAAGCUGAGAAAUACGCAAAAUUUGCAGUUGAAACGUGCCGCAACAGUGGUUCUUCAAAUUACGAUACGGCAAUGUGCCAUAGAGUACUUGGCGUCAUUUUGAGCAAAAGGAGCCACGUCGAGGGCCUCAAGCAAAUCAGCGAAGCCUCAAAUCUAGCCUCAUCUAUAUCUGACCCAGUAGGUCGAGAUCUGCUGUUUCAAAUUCUGGAAUCGGAAGCAGAGAUUCUAUUCAGCUUGGGCAACUUCAGUCAAGCUAAGGAAUGCUUGAUCAGGGCAUACCAGUUGGAAACGACCGAGAGCAAAGAGCUGAUAGAAAGAAACCUGAAGAUUGUAAUUUAUCUCUUGAACUCCCAAGACAAGCUGAGAAACAUGGACGAGGACAACUAUCUUGAAAGGAAGAAACUAUUUGAUAAGAUGGGAGAUUAUGCUGUUGAACUAAAAGCCUUCUCCAGUGCCGUAACUUAUUACAAAAAUAUGCUUGAGUAUUCGGAAAAAUUGGGAGAUGAUUCAAAAAGCUUGAGUGCUGCCCUGGUCUCCAUCGCCAGCAGUUAUGCAGACAUGAGGAAAUAUCAGAAAGCCAUGGAGUAUUACGAGAGGGAAAAGGACCUGUGGCCUGCAAACCCGAAAGAAGAGUGCCGCAGCAGAAUGAAUCUGGCCAGUGUUUGCGAGAAGAGGAACGAUCUAGACAACCAGCUGUAUCAUUUGAAAAUGGCAAGGACUUUGGCCAUCACAUGUGAGAACAAGAGCCUGGAGUUGGAGGUUUUGCUGCUGCUGCAGAGUUAUUAUGAAAGCUACUGCACUCUUGAUAAAAUUCCGCUAGAUUUGGAAGAUGAUAUAACUAACCUAAAAAGUGAGUUAGGAAGUCAAGAAAGUGACAGCCAAAGUAUGGAUGUUGAAGAAGAGGAGGUUGCACCAGAGUACGAGAGCAUUGAUCUCAAAAGCCUGCCAGAGCUUCAGCCAAAAGAAUCAAGGGAACGGCGCACUAGAACUAAACAAGAUUACACAAAGACGAGAAAUGAAAAAGGUGAAACGAAGCUUCACACUGCUUGCAUUAAAGGAGAUUUUAAGACAGUGCAGUUUCUUGUCAAGAAUGGUCACGUCGUCAAUGUUUACGACAAUUCCGGCUGGGCACCAAUCCAUGAAGCAUCAAAUUUUGGCCAUGCAGAAAUUGUCAGUUUUCUGCUAGAUCAUGGUGCAAAAAUAAAUGAUCAGGGUAAACCAGGAAGCCUUGAAUGUGACGGAACAACCCCACUGAUUGACGCUUCUUCCAAUGGGCAUUUCACCGUGAUUGAGCUUCUUUUGGACCGAGGCGCCAAAAUUGAGUUGAGAACAGUCAAAGAGAGACUGAAUGCGCUAAAUUCCUUGGAUAAGUGGUAUACAAAAAUGAAGAAUAAAAAGGAAAUAAUUGAGGAGGAUACUGAAAGGUGCUCCAUCAUUCGAGAAAGGAUGAUCGAAUUGCUGAAAAAAGCUGGAGAGGAAAUAGAACAGCAGUCAUCUGUGGAGCCAGAGUUCACUUUUGGUACUGACGGAAAUUACUUUAAAGGAUCUGGUACUAGAUUGGCACAGCUUAGAGGCAACCGAGACACUCACUCAUCUGAUGAUGCCGACCCUGAACAAAUAUCGAUGAAAAGGAGAAAGGGCACUCAAAAAAUACUCUACUCGGAUGACGACAAUGAAGAAUUGGAUGACACUCAGCCCACCUCAUCAAGAAGAAGAUCUGUUUCCGAUGAUGAUGGAGCCGGUCCGUCUCAAAGACGACACGGCGGUCACUCAUCGGUCAAUGAAUACAGAAACGUCAUUGACAGUAUGAAGAGAAGGAACAUGCCCACACAACCAAGGGCUCCUGCUAAAUACAACACACCAGCGCUGGCUGCUUUGGUGCCUGAAGAGGAGGCGAACGUCGAGUGGCUUGAAGAUGACAUGGGUCCGAGCACUUCGAAAUCCUCAAAGAGACGGCGUUCAUCGGAAGAUAAGCCUGAACAGACGCAGCAAAAACGUAGCAAAAGAAAGAGCCAAGUCUCGACAAGCUCGUCUUCUUCUCUCGAGGAAAUUUUGCAAGAAGUGGUGCCAGACAUUCCUCCUUUUGAAGAUGUUACAUAUCACUAUGUCAGUCAGGACUCUGAGUCGUCAAGUGCAGAAGAGGAAAUUGUGCCCAUAAGGCCAUUUAGGAGAAUUUCCCCAACAAAGAAAAGCCCAAGUAAAAGGCAUAGAAUCAUCAAAAGUCCGAAUGUGCCUCAAGCAAAGCCUUCUCCCAAAAAGCUAUUUGAAACGGACGAAAGUAUAAGCGUGAGAGCCAAGAUUGAAGGGAAAAUAUUUUUGGUUCCUAUCAGCAGCAGAGAUAUUUCCAUUGGUGGGGUUGCGGAGAAAAUUGCCGAGAGAUACAUGAAAAUGGAAGGAAUGGAGCCAAAGUUGACCCUGACAAGGUCUGAUGGAGCAAUUUUGUCACCCGAUGAUCCAUUAAGUGUAAUUCUAAAGUCGAGUGAGACUGAAGUGGACGUUUGUGCUUUGGUCGACUCGCUGGUCCUUCCCCCACUGUCAAAACGAUAUGCAGAAGCAUGCAAAUUAGAGAAAGUUGAGGAGGAUGAGCAUAUUAUACAGUGCCUCGAGGCAUCUCAGGCUACACUUCAGUUGGUUUUGAAAAAUUUGCCUCUUGGUCCACAAGCAGUUCCUAUCUUGAAAGCAAUUCAGAAGGAAACUUCUCUGCAGACAAUUGACUUUUCAGGUUGUGGACUUGAAGACUCUGGAUUGGAGCUCCUGAAUAAUGCUCUUGGCUCAUUUGAAAAUCUCCAAAGUUUGAAUCUCUCAUGCAACUAUAUCACAUCCAAGGGAUUGGAAUCGAUGGGGAAAAAAGUAGAAGAAACCAGAUCAUUGAAGGGUCUAAAAAACUUGGAUCUGAGUUGCAACAUGAUUGGUGAGGAGGGCUUAAAACCACUUGCUGCUCUGCUUGAUUGUCUGGAACUGACCUCCCUGAACUUGAGCGACUGCGAACUUGAAGUGCCUAGAAGUCAUUCCUUCUCUGACAUACCAUUCCUAGCUUUGGAUGCUGUUGAAGAGCUGGACGUCAGCUACAAUCCUCUGGGAAACCAUGGAAUUUCAUAUCUCUUUGGAAGACUGAAUGCCUGGAAUUUAAAGAAGCUCAAUCUUUCAUACUCAUGUGCACUGCCUGUUGAAGAGGAAAAUGAUGGAGAUUCAGUUGCUAAAGAGUUGGAACUACUUUUCCUCAAAAUCGUGGUAGCUGGAGAAAGAGGUGGUGUAAUAGACGAGCUCAACUUAUCUGGCUGCAACUUAAAAGAUCAAAAUAUUUUGGAGUUGCUAAGCUCUGCUAAUGACAAAGGCAUUGCUAUUGAGCACAUCGUCAUAUCAAACAAUGCAGACCUCACGUCCGACAGCCUUCUGACCAUUUCCAGCCACUACCCUCUGAUUAAGAAAAUCACUGCAACGGGAUGCCCAAACUUGUAUGAUAAAAGUGUCACGUUAUCUGACAAAAUUGAGACUCUCAGCAUUUGUGUCAGUUCUGUAAAUCUGCCUCAACUGCCAGGGACUGUAAUGCAUGGGCCUGCAGGUUAUGUACAAGUUGUGUAAAUAAUAUAUUCAAUUCUUGUUAAUAAAUUAUAGAUUUAUUGAAGA